CCGGCGACAGGGAGGCGGCGGCGGCUGCGCGCUCCCUGGCCUGCCGGCGGGAGCCUCAGAAACACCCCGGCUGAGCCUUGCAGAGCUGGCCGGGCGGGCCAGGAGUUCCCCGUGCCCAGGGCGGGGUCGGGCAAGACCGUGAUGCCAGUUUGGCCGAAGCCCCGCCGCCUCGGGGACCCGGCGGCAACUUGGUGAGGGCCACGGGGCUCCUGACUUGACAGCACCCGAGCCGGCUGCUCCCGCCUGAAGUCCGCCUUUCGGAGUCUUGGUGCGGGACUCAGAGGUGGGGUGAAUCUGAGGCCUGUGGAUGAACAGACAGAAGCUGGAAGAUCCCCAAAAAGGAUGCGUGAGAGGACCUCUCAGAACCGGAGUACGGGCCACUGGCUGCUGGUACUUUCCCUGGCCUGCCUGUGGACCCGCCUUGCCUCAGCUUCCUUGCAGCCGCCAACUCCCACAGGUUUGGGCAAGGAGGCAGAGCCUGGGGGAGGGUUUCCCGGGAUGCCGGCAGAGCUGGGCACCGCCCCACCCCAUUUCACAGCAGGCAGAUCUCCAAGGCCAGUCCUGGUGAAACAGGGCACCUGCGAGGUGAUUGCUGCUCAUCGCUGCUGCAACCGGAACCGCAUCGAGGAGCGCUCCCAGACUGUCCAGUGCUCUUGCUUUUCUGGCCAGGUGGCCGGCACCACGCGGACAAAGCCCUCCUGCGUGGACGCCUCCAUUGUCCUGCAGAAGUGGUGGUGUCAGAUGGAGCCCUGCCUGCUGGGGGAGGAGUGCAAAGUGCUCCCGGAUCUGUCAGGAUGGAGCUGCAGCAGCGGACACAAAGUCAAAACCACCAAGAGGAUUAUUACUUUCGUGGUUCGCUGCCUGCUCCAGGGAACAAGGGGUCACACGAUAGUUCUUGGGGUCACGGCCUGGACAGGACAGCUUGACCGAGCCAUGGACUGAAGAAUGGUAUUGUUAUCAGCCAACAAAAGUGGAGAUUCACUUACCUGGACACACGCCCUGUGCCAAGUGCAGAAUCAGUCUUUCCAGGGGCAUUUCAAUUGAGUUGCUCAGCAGAUAAGGACAGAUCUCCGGCCACAUACCUAGUGUUGUGCUGGGUUCUCCUGGGGGACCCAGAAGAAGGUCAAGAUACAAUUCCUGCCCUUGAGGAAUGUCCAGUCAAGUUGGAGAGUUGUUGAAAGAUAGUUGAGCUAAUUGACAUUAAAGGUAUGGGACUGUGUACAGCUUCUGGACCAUAUGCUGUGGGCACGUUGGGGGUACGAGGGUGAGACUCCCACAGCCCUUCAGCCACCCCCUCACCACAAGGCACGAAGACAAGACGUCACAUUCACCACCCGCCACCUCCCUCCCUCAUGUCAGUCUGAACACCCAGCAAGCUGCCAACAUGCCAAAGGAAAACCUCUCCUCCCUGAGAGACAGCUGUAUCUCAUUUGCUUGGGACUGGGUUGACUUGGGGAAGGAAAGCCAACGUGAAGCCAGACAACUUUCCAGCAAAGCUCUGCGGAGGUGUGGCCUAGUUUGGGCUAUUCAUUGGGAAUGGGAUGGACAGGACCUUAAAAUCGCCCCCAUCCAAGGACCUCAGGUUUUUGUUUAUUUGCUUAUUUUAACAGAUGAGGAAGCUGAGUCCCAAAGAGGUAAGAUGACUUGCCCCAGAUCUUCCAGUUUGGGCUUCCAAAUCUCUAAGGCCUUUGGCUUAACCUGGAUAUGGGAUUCAACUUGGGCCUUCCGUAUUAUUUGUAGCUCAAGAACAGGAACCUGCAAAGGACUGGCAGGAUAGCAGCAACAUUUUUCUCGGGAGACUCUAGAACAGGUCCCUGUUACCUGAAGUAAUCCAGAAUACUUAUAUGCCAGCAUGUGGGACCACUGGAUCUCUACUCUGCCCUCAGCCCCCCAAAUUACUACCAGGCCCCAUGACAGCCAGAGAUCACUCACCCCAGUUACACCCGGGGCACUCUGAGCUGAGCUCCAUUGUGUCUAGUCUGACACAUCUCUUCCCGAGUGCUUAAGCUGAAUGGAACUCUCAGAAGCUCUGGCUCCAGGAGAGGCUCUGGGUGGAGUCCAGGGCUGGUCACAGUCCUCUCCCUUCCAAGGCCCUGCUGGGUAGUAGGGGAGGCCUUGCAGGGCUGGAUGGAGCCUCUGUCCAGGAUUGAGGGUUGGCAGAGUCAGACCGACACAGGCUUCAGGGACUCAGAGACAGGGGCUAGUUGGAUAUCUCAUCAGUAAAAAAGAAUUAUAGGCUCAGUGACUGCUAGGAUCAGCUGGGAUCAGCUGGGAUCACCAGGAUCACAGGGUGUGUGUGGAGGGUGUGGAGCCUGAAGGGAGGGGUAUCAGUAGAGACCACCAGGACAAUGCUGAAUUCUGACACACACCCCCACCCCCAUGAUUGGCUGAGGUUGAAUCUCAGCCCCUCCCUGCUUCUUUCUCUUCUUCCCCAAGCAGCAGAACCAAGACUGUUCACCCCACUCAGAGGUUUUUCUUCUUGUUUUUGUUUAGUUCUGGUUUGGGUAAUGGGGGGGAAAAUGAUGCCAGCUUCUCACUCGAUUGUAAAUAUCAGAACUCUGCCAACUUUGAAUCCCUGCACAUAGUGGGGUCAGGGAGUGGGGUAGUUAAGGAGUAGGUCAGAGGUUGUCAUCUCUUUCUCUUCCUUUAAGACUGCGGAAUGGACAGGGGUGCCUGGGUGGCUCAGUCGUUA
Leptonychotes weddellii (Weddell seal) is the source of this 2692-nucleotide messenger RNA. Lineage: Eukaryota; Metazoa; Chordata; Mammalia; Carnivora; Phocidae. The record is from RefSeq and is a predicted model, not a curated record.